This is a messenger RNA of Cheilinus undulatus (humphead wrasse), 2376 nucleotides long. Its product is annotated as connector enhancer of kinase suppressor of ras 3-like. Bases 172 to 1794 code for a protein of 540 amino acids. The record is from RefSeq and is a predicted model, not a curated record. Gene Ontology annotation, molecular function: protein binding. Lineage: Eukaryota; Metazoa; Chordata; Actinopteri; Labriformes; Labridae. Gene Ontology annotation, biological process: regulation of signal transduction. The transcript is spliced from 13 exons. Gene Ontology annotation, cellular component: cytoplasm; membrane.
CACGAGCUCGAGAGCAGGGCUCUGUCAGUGAGGCGCGGAGGGAGCGGAGGACCGUUGGAGACCUCUGUACCUGCGGUCGAACGGAAUUCAACAAACAUGUCCGUUUAAAAGACUUUAACUCGAGCUUUGUUUGGAGAAGUGGACCAGAAAUUAAGACGUUUCUGUGGAGAAAUGGAGGCUGUCAGUAAGUGGACCACUCAACAGGUGGCGGAGUGGAUGAGAGGUCUGGAUGACAGCCUGCAGCAGUACAUCCCGUCCUUCCAGCGGCAGCAGAUAAAUGGGGAAAAGCUGCUGAAGAUGUCCCACCAGGAGCUGCUGUCUCUGGGCGUGUCUCGGGUCGGACACCAGGAGCUGAUGCAGGAGGCCGUGGAUCUGCUCUGUGCUUUGAACUAUGGUGUGGAGUCAGAUAAUCUGAAGACUCUGGUGGGGAAGAUGAGGGCGGCUCAUCACAAUCUGAACAGCGCCGUGUCGCAGCGCAGGAAGAAUCCCAUCUACAACAGCAAAAUCUCCCAUCAGCCCACCAACGAGUUCCUGACCGCCGUGAUGGAGCUGAUUGGAGCCGCCAAGAGUCUGCUGGGCUGGCUUGACAGAACUCCUCUGACGAGCGCCAACGACUUCACCUCCACCAAGAGCAGAAUCAUCCAGCUGUGCCUGGAGCUCACCUCCACAGUGCAGAAGGACUGCACUGUUUACGAGAUCGAGGAGAAGAUUCUGGAAGUGUCCCGAGCUCUUAACGGCGUCUGUGAGAAGACAGUGCAGGCAACGUCUGACCCCUCCAAGAGUGAGAUGUCGUGUCUGGAGGAGGUGCACAUCACCAAUGUGAAGCCCGGGGAGGGACUGGGUAUUUACAUCAAAUCCACCUAUGACGGCCUUCAUGUCAUCACUGGAACUACGGAGAACUCUCCUGCAGAUAAAACUCAGAGGAUUCAUGCUGGAGAUGAAGUCGUUCAGGUCAACAGACAGACAGUGGUGGGCUGGCAGUUGAAGCACCUGGUGGAGAAGCUGAGGGCGGAGGCGGGAGGCGUGACCAUCGUGGUGAAGAAGAGGCCGUCUGGAAUUUCGGGAGGCUUCGCUCCAGCGCCGCUGAAGAACCUGCGCUGGAGACCGCCUAGUGUCCAGAACUCUCCAGGAGCUCCAGGUCUCAUCAAAUCUCCACAUCCAGAAACCUCAGUGAAGAGAGGAAAGACAACCAUCCUGGAUUUAUACAUGCCUCCUCCUCCUGCAGCUCCGUACAAACCACAAGACGUGAACAUGAACGUGUCUCCUGGUGUCAAAAUGAGGCCCAAGUCUCCAAACUCGUGUCUGGACGCAGACGCUCGUCGACGCUCCAGUUUUAUGGAGAACAAGAGGACGUCUGUCAGCCCUCCAGCUGAAGUCAACAAACCUGUCCCAGUUUCUCUGAGACAGCGCUCAUCUGGACGCUGUAAACCCCGACCGGUCUCCAUGCCCGUGGAGAUCUCAGGAGCGUCCGACUUUUCCUCCAAACCCAGUCUGAAGGGGCGGAAAGGUAACAGCAUCCUGCACAGAUAUCUGAGUAACGAGGGGAUCAGCACCAUCACCGAGGAGGAGCCGUGUUACCCUCUGCCCUACAGAGGACACCCCUUAGUCCGCGGCGUCGACCACAUCAGAGGCAGCCAGUGCUUCAUCAGCUCUGACCUGCACAACAGCGCCACCAUCCCUUACCAGGAAGCGGCGUCCAAAAAGUCCUCGUCCACCAGCUCUGCUGCAGUAAACAAACAGUCCACGUCUCUGUUUGGAGGUCUGCUGAGCCGUCUCCGGCUGCUCAGUCACUGACCGAGGCUGAAUGUGGUUUAGAGAGUCAGCAGGAUCCAUCACAAGGAGGUUUUCUCCUUUCUCAACCUCAGGACAUCUUUAAGGCCUAAACUGAGAGACAAGAAACCAUAAAAACGUCUGGAUUCAAAGAUCUCAUGGUGAAGAAGGUUAAAAAUGACUCACUAGUACUAGUUUUUCAUAUUUACCAGGUCAGUUUUCUCAGGAUGUUUUCAGGUGUGAGUCUAAGGAUUAAAAUGAUGUUUUCUAUAGUUUGACAUGAAAAUGAGUUGUGAGUACCUGAGAAGGAUUUAUUCAGAUUAAAACAGCUAUCUACACAGAUUAAACCAAUGACUAUAGAGAAAGUACAAGUUUUCACCACCACCACAGGCUCUCCUACGCUCUAUGAAGAGGAAGGGCUGUCGUUUUAUGGUCUUAUUUUAUCCACAGAUGUUUCUAAGUCCUUCACACUGCACCCUGAAAGGUCACAUAUUUGACCCCUUUAAGACAAGUUUAUAUCGGUCUCAGAGGUCCCCAAAACAUGUCUGUGAAGUUUGUUGCUGUAAAAACUCUCCAGUAUUGAUUUCUGCAUGUCUAAAAACCCCU